Messenger RNA from Paralichthys olivaceus (Japanese flounder), 691 nucleotides. Lineage: Eukaryota; Metazoa; Chordata; Actinopteri; Pleuronectiformes; Paralichthyidae. The record is from RefSeq and is a predicted model, not a curated record.
GCUCACGGCCCCGUGAUCGCAGGUGUGAUCGGUGCCACCAAACCUCAGUACGACAUCUGGGGGGCAACGGUGAACAUGGCGAGCAGGAUGGAGAGCACAGGGGUCAGCGGCAGGAUUCAGGUCCCAGAAUCCACCAGCUGUAUUCUGGUGGAGCAAGGAUUCCUACGGCAACUCAGAGGGAACAUUUACGUCAAAGGCAUCAGCGAACGUCACGGCAAGGUUCGUACGUUUUUCGUGAGCAGUCAGGAGGAGCGGUCCAGCUUCAUGGAGCGCGGCAGUGGGCGGGGCUUCAGCCUGAACAGGAACACGCUGGGAGCCGUCGUCUUCAGCCUCGUUCAGGCCCGAAAGAGAGAGAAGCUGCGGGAAGAGAACGGAGGGUUUCACCUGGUGGAGGCGUCGUAGCGCAGAUGAUCGGAAAUCUGCUCCGCUCUGUUUAAAGGUGGGAACACGACAGGACGUCAAAGAAAAGGAAGGAUGCCAGGAAAGUGAAACAUGAGGAUUAGAAAUAUUAUUGAGUCGUGAAAGCAGCAGAGACGAAUUAACAGAAACUAAUCAAGUGGACAAAUAAACAUGGAGGAGGACGUGUUUGUUCACAGUCCAGGAUUUAACCUGGCUACGUGUCCAAGUCUACGUGGAGUUUCAGCUCUGGUUCAAUAAAAAAAUGUUUCUCAUAGUUACAAAGACUAUAAAG